UGCUGCGAAAAUACAUAAAAUGCAACAGGUAUGGGCUGUGCAAAAGCUCUUUAGUACAAUCGGAGAACGGGAAGAGCGUUUUCAGCUUGAUUCGGCAAUGAACAAGGAUAUUGAAACAUAUCAGAGAGAAUUAUAACAAACCUGUCACUCAACACCGCGUAUUUUGACGUUCCCGAAACAUUGCCCAAGGUACAUUGUUGGUAACAAUAGCUCAGACGAUUGGCUUUCGCCCCUCCGGAGUCUACCAAUCUCUUUGCGUGUUAGGUUUCGGAUUGAGUCCGCUAAACUUUCGCCCAGUAACCUUUCACCCACACCGUGGACUCAUUUGCAUAUUCAUGAGCGGUUUGUCACAAUCCAUCGAUCUGGUCGUCUGCUGCUAAAUGGCCUUUCUGUGCCUGUGGUUGGUGGGAGGUAGACUGACAAUCAGCCAGUCAGAUCAGCUUUAACGGAAACUUUAUCAGCUCUUGGUAUGUCAUUUGCCGAUGCCUAACUUUUCUCACUUACCCACUUCUCCGAGCGGCAACAUUCUACAUGGGGGCUGUUUGAUUAAAAUGCCCAUACAAUACUACGUGCAGGGAUAAAAUUCUUUAUACAUAUAUUGGUUUAUUUACCCCGUGUAAAUACACAUCCAGGAGAAGUGAAUGGCCGGGGACCACAUGUUAAAAGGUGUCUACACCAACUGAAUUUUCUUCAUAUUUGAUUUAGGAAUCAAAGCGACAACACCUUUCGCUUAUCAUCGGAACGAGAUGAUGAACUAACCCGAAGAACCCCGGGGAAAGUUGUUGACCGAUCAAACCUUAGAGACCCUGCACUGCUGAAAACGUGUCAAAGGAAAACCAGAAAGGAAACAAUCACAUACAUUGUUCCUAUUAAGAGAUUCAUCUUUCCAAUUAAAUUAACAGGUGGAUCUUUCUGAAGCGGUCCAGACUUCGAGAUGGAUGACUAUACCGAAAUGAUGAUGAUGGUGACCAACUAUAGCAAUGCCACUCCUGGUCCAGUCUUACCGGCCUGUUGGCCAGUCCUUGUUGACCCUACGACAUCAGAGCUUCUGAAUACGAUAGGCGGGGACCCCAAGUUUCUUGGGGUGAUGGGGACAGCCAUUGCCCUGACUGUUUUCAAUGUCGGCAUGUACCUCGAGACUCUAUGGUUUCUUUGCAGAAAGAUACCAAGCAGAAGAAAAAUACAGCUCUCAUUCAUCAUGGGUAUAUAUCCAGUAUUCUCAGUUACUUCUCUUCUAGCUAUGUUCAUCCCAAGAGCUUCGAUUAUUACAGGGUUCACAGCUCAUGUAUACUUUUCUCUGGCGCUUGUUCAGUUCAUUAUGUUAUUGACUGGUUACUAUGGUGAUAAAGAUAAGAUGUUAAGGAUAUUAGAUGGUACAAUUAUUCCACUGGCCACGCCACCACUCUCUAUGUUCUGUGUGUGCUGUCUACCAAAAGUUCCAAUUAAUAAGUUUACGCUUCCCAAAUUCGUGAAGUUAAUUCGUGGUUUGGUGCUUCAGGUUGCCAUCAUCAAACCUCUUUUCUACUUUCUUGGUGCUGUCUUAUGGCUCAAUGGAUCAUUCAUUCCAGGCGAUUUUUCAAGUUCUGGAACCUACUUGUGGUUCAACGUCAUCUAUAUUGUCUCGACACUCUUCGCGCUCAACGGCAUCAUCAUCUUCUACAGGUUGUCAAAUGAACCGCUCAAGGAAUACCACCUUACGCCGAAAUUCUUCACCGUCCAGCUCACCCUCAUUCUCACAAACGUCCAGUCUUUCACCAUUGGUAUCUGCGCCAUCACAGGGGGUAUCGCCUGUAAGCCACCCUUCCAUCCAGGCUUGAGGGCGCUUUACAUCGAUAGUUUACUCAAUAUCAUCGAGAUGUUUCUCUUCAACAUCUUCGCUACCGUCUGGUACCGGAGGAUGAAAGGCAACAUGGGUCGCGACCAACUCCUUGAAAGGCGCGACUACGCCAGACUAAGCCAGAACUCAUACCGUCAAGAUGCAGCCAAACAGAUCGCCCUGGGUGACGAAAACGACAACAAGACCGAUCUGGCUCUUUACAAACCAGACGUCGGGAGGAAUACCACACAAAAUGGCGGCUCGUCUGUUCACCUGGAGGGAGAUAAUCCGUGGCAUCAGUUUGGCAGUGAGCAUGAAAGCGAGCAGAAGCAGCCGUUUCUUCAUGUGGUUGCAAACCAGCCGAAUGGAAGUGUUGCAUGUAAGGUGACCAAUGAAACUUCUCAACAGCAACCAUCAUCACCGCGAAAGAACUUUCAGGAAGAGACUGUCGAAAGAGGCUCAAUCAAGUCAGGGUCGAUUCCGUGGAGUGGUUCGGGGUCAGACAGGGAGACGGAUGUCUAGGAUCGGAAUUACAAAUCCACCGGUUCAAAUCCCACACAGGACUUUAUGCAAUCACUUUCUUUGACGCCGAGAGGUUUCAGAAUACUUUUGCCAUCGCCGAAACAGCAUUAAUCGUCUCUUGAGCCUGUCGUGCUUGCUAAUCAACACAUUUAAAAACUUGAUGAUUCUUAUGCAAACUUUUUUCGUUUCCAUAUGUUUGAGGAAACUGCUCUCCAAAAUUCAGCUCUUAUUAAGGACGUAAAAUCUUUCUCUUGUACUUUACUGACCUUACACUUCAAUAACGUUCCCGCUCGUACCAUGCUUACACAGCAAAAUGGCAAAUGUUUGUAUAUUUAUUAACAUUCAGAUUAUUUUAUGCUAUCUAUACCAAAAUUCACUUUUAUAACCUAUCAUGAGUAGUGUUUUUUUUUUACAUUUUGUAAUUUUGAAAAUGUUUUUUGGGAGAUGACUACCGUUUAGUACUGACGAUGGAAGGAAAGAGUUUAGCACGACAUCUAUAAAUAUAUAUUGAAAUAGUUGACAAAGUCCCGAACCCGUUUUCAGCUUUUAUAUGAGAAAAUGGUUUGAUUGAUAAUUUAUUAUAUACAAUGCAAAUGUCUGCAUAUGAAAUGGUAAAUUCAUAUUGACCAUUAUCACUUAGAAAAAUGUAGUUGUUUUACUUUCACAUUCCUUACUGUUAUUUUUUACAGAUAUACUGACCAAAAAGUUCAUGUCUAUAUGUUAUGAUAUUUUACAGACAUUAAUAUCCGCAUCACAUUGAAUUCUUCCAUGUAUAUGUGUAAGAGAGUAGAGCUUGGUCAUGGUUGUGGAUCCUUUUAAAGAGGCUUGGCACCCGUGUUAUGCAUUAGAGUAUUUAUGUUAUAAUAUCACCUGGUAUUUAUCAUCACUUUUCUGAUGGAAUCAGUAUUGCUUGCGCGAUUUGUGUAAAGAGGCUUACUAUAAUGAUGAAAAUAGAACAGCGGUAAGAUGUCAUCCUGAGUAAAUGUUUCGAAAUCCUUUUUGUAAACGUUUUUGAAAAAAUAUUGCAUUUGAUUUAACUUGAUUUCAAAUCUUUAAAUUUCUCCUAUACAUUAAUGUUAUGCUAAAACAGAGUGACACAGGGAAUAUUGACAAUCUGAUCUGAGAGGAUCUCGAAGCAAAUACAUGUACUUUUUGUUUUGCAUGCAAUGUGGAUGACGUACCUAAAAAACACAGCUAUUGUUUCAAGUGCCUUAUACGUCUCUUUAUAUCCAUACCAAUUUUGAAAUAAUCCACAUGCCGUUCAAAUAUGAUUGAUUGGUUAAUUUAUAUGAUUUUUCAGGUAUAAAAAAUGCAAAUAUGAUAUUUAGGGCAUCAAAAUAUGUCAUCAGAAUUGACAAUUCUACGAUGAAAUUUAAAUAUUACAUCAAGACGUUAAAUCCAGGGUAUAAAUGGCAAAAGCGCCUUGAGCACAUUGCAGAGUAAAUACGUGCUCUACAUAUUAAUUUCCACUAUUAUUGUUAAUGAUAUUCAUCAUGGAUAAUGUCGUAAAUAAAUUAUUUUCUAUCUA
Lytechinus variegatus (green sea urchin) is the source of this 3866-nucleotide messenger RNA. Its product is annotated as organic solute transporter subunit alpha-like. Gene Ontology annotation, biological process: transport. The record is from RefSeq and is a predicted model, not a curated record. The coding region runs from base 935 to 2338 and encodes 467 amino acids. The transcript has 8 exons. Gene Ontology annotation, molecular function: transporter activity. Lineage: Eukaryota; Metazoa; Echinodermata; Echinoidea; Temnopleuroida; Toxopneustidae.